AUGCAACGAUUGGGGUCCUUCUUGUACGGCAGCGUCGGCCAUGUCAUCGCACAUGAAAUCUCUCACAGUCUUGACAGCAUGGGGAAGGAAUAUGAUGGAAAUGGAGACAAGCGAAAGUGGUGGGAAGAUGAAUGGGUCGAAGAGUACGAAUCAAGAGCUGAUUGUUAUGUAGAUCAGUACGACAGCGUUAAAUUGGUUCUGGCGUCUUUCAUACUCGAAGCGCUUGUCUUCCGCUGCGGAGCAUCUGACUGCACGCGAAAUCUAACGUGCCUUGCGCAUGCGGGCAUGGAACUUUUGUGA
Messenger RNA from Ostertagia ostertagi, 300 nucleotides. The record is from the annotation of a GenBank genome assembly. Lineage: Eukaryota; Metazoa; Nematoda; Chromadorea; Rhabditida; Trichostrongylidae.